Molecule: messenger RNA, 2692 nt
Organism: Egretta garzetta (little egret)
Lineage: Eukaryota; Metazoa; Chordata; Aves; Pelecaniformes; Ardeidae
Gene: E2F6
Product: E2F transcription factor 6
Exons: 7
Coding region: 18-755 (245 amino acids)
Biological process (GO): regulation of transcription by RNA polymerase II
Cellular component (GO): RNA polymerase II transcription regulator complex
Molecular function (GO): protein dimerization activity; DNA-binding transcription factor activity, RNA polymerase II-specific; RNA polymerase II cis-regulatory region sequence-specific DNA binding
Source: RefSeq, a predicted model, not a curated record
ACACGCUGCGUCCACCAAUGAUCAACCUGAACGUGGACGAUGAUGUACAGUUUGUGAGAAGAACUCUGAAAGUCAAAAAGCCUCGAUUUGAUGCAUCCUUGGUUUAUUUGACCCAAAAAUUCAUGGAUCUUGUCAAAACAGCUCCAGAUGGUGUCCUUGAUUUAAAUGAAGUAGCAACAACUCUGGGAGUACGAAAACGAAGAGUGUAUGACAUCACCAAUGUGUUGGAUGGAAUCCACUUAAUUCAGAAAAGAUCUAAGAAUCUUAUCCAGUGGGUGCAUACUAGACAACUUUCAUAUUCUUCUAGAGGUUCUAAUCUUGACCAAGUUGUUGGAAAAGCACCAGAGCAGCAAAACCUUAAAGAUGAACUUUCUGACUUGUCAGCCAUGGAAGAAGCUCUGGAUGAAUUAAUCAAGGAUUGUGCUCAUCAACUAUUUGAACUAACAGAUGACAAAGAAAAUGCAAAACUAGCUUAUGUGACAUAUCAAGAUAUCCGUAGCAUUCAAGCAUUUCAGGAACAGAUGGUGAUUGCAAUCAAAGCUCCAGAGGAAACCAGAUUGGAAAUACCAAUUCCUAAAGAAGAUUGCAUAGAAGUACACGUGAAGAGCACAAAAGGACCCAUAGAUGUAUAUCUGUGUGAGGUGGAACAAGAGAAGCCAGGUGCCAAAACUUUUGAAGACAUGGAUCCUGUCGCUUCCGAAACUCCUCCUGAUGAAGUGAGAUCUGCGGGGGAAGAAAAAAACCAAACCACCUGAGAUGACAGAUUAAUUACAACUCAAAAAUGUAAUACAGAAUGUAAAUAUCUGUGUUAUAGAGCUUUUCCAAAGCCGCUUGGAUCUGCAAACUUACUAACCUGAAAUGUUCCAAAGUGUUUUAGAUUUAAAACAGCAGUGGCUUGGUUAAGUGCUUUCACAGGAUUGCUUAUCUUCCCAAGUCAAAAGGCGACAGUUCCUAGAGUUGCUUUUAGGAGCUUUGUUUUCAUAAUUGUAUGUGUUCUACAGAGUUUUGGGAAAAUUUUUAGCUUACAAAAUAAUUUUAAUUGACGGAAGACAUAGGCAGUUAAUGACUUCUAAAAAUGAAGAUUCGAAAACUAUUUCUGGAACGAUCCACAAUCCUUAUGAGUAUGUAUAUAAUAAAGAAAUGCACUUUUCAGUUCUGAGGCUGCACUACUACUAAGCAGGAUUGUCAAAUAGGAGUGUAACAUAGAACUGGUAUAUCAGAAACCUUCACUAUAAGGAACAAGAUGUAAAUAUCGUAAGUGUUACGCCUUACACCGUGUAGAUGCUGUUUGCAUUGUUUGCAUCCAGCUCUGCAUGAACUAUAGUAUCAACACUGAAGUUAAAUAAUUGGGCUUUUUGUAUAUAUCUGUAUGAUGUCUAGGUAGUUACUGAUGUAGAUUUAUUGAGAUGGUUUGCAUUUAUGCCUUUGUACAGCAAAGAAAUAAAAUAAGCUUAUCAAAAUAUUACGUAGUCUGAUCGGUCAGUCUAAUGGAAGCUGUUGGCUUGUCUUUGUUGGAAUUCACUGGGUAACUCCAAGCAUUAAAACUGACAUGAACGUUUUAAAUCUAUAAUCUUCAAAUUUAUAUGUGGUGCUGGCCACUAGCAUUUAGAUCUGAUGCUUGUGGUGCCAUGAUACCGUGGCAAUUUUCAGAAGAAAAGUCAUGAUCAAUAAUUACUUAUAUUGGUCCCUUCCAGUUCCUAGAGUUUACAUACAGCAUAGCUUCAGCCUAGUGCCAUGAUGUCUUUGUGGCUUUGGCUUGCAAAAAUACGUAAAAUACUUAAGAGCUACGUCUGUAUUCAUCCAUCUUUACUCUCUGUCAAGUGAAGCUUCAGAAUUUUGAUGCUGGGUUUUCUAAGUGAGUUAACCUGUCGCUGUACCAAUGCCGUGCUUAGGCUCAUUUCACUCCAGCACGGAGAAGUGUACUUCAUGGCUGGUGGGGGCAGGGGAUUGUAAAUCGGGACUCCAAGUCCUCCUUUUCCCGAUCACACAGUAUCAGCAACUAUCCAUCUACGCAGAAGUGAGAACAACAAAGCUAGUAAACCCCUAAUCAUUUUAACCAGUAACUCUUCAGCUAUUUUAGACAGAUGCAGUGAAAUUAAAUGCCCUGUGUUCUCCUAAUAAAUACAAGUAAGGGUGGGCAAAUGACAAUGAAGAGCUUAAAUAUACCAAAAUAUAGAUUGAGAGUUAAUCCAGGUUACCACGAGGCUCGCUAGUUCUGCAAAACAUGUAGUAUUACACUGUGCAGAUUGGGAAGUACACCCAGGGCGAGCUUGUGUCGGAAAGUAACUUUGACUUCUUAUGCAUGGGCUACCACCUUCCAGCUCCAGAAUACAGGACUUCGGCACUGGAUACUCUUUUUCUCUGCAUCUCUAUAAAAUGCAAACUACAGGCUGAGCUGUUACAAUAAUAAAUAAAAGCAAAAUGAAAGCACAUUUCAUGCAUAGAUCAUGGUAAAAAUGGGGAAGGUGCUCCUCCCAUGGAGCUGGAGGCAGGGAUUAAAAUAAAGAAGUCAUCUCUUUGCACAGAAAGGUGGUGCUUUUCCUUCAGUGGAUGGCUUCUUUCCAGAGGGCAAACUUGCUAUUUGAUUUUUUUACAUUGCUGUUCUGUUUUGGUGGCGAGAAAGGUCUGUGCCCAAGAGAAGUUAUUGAUUCCCCUAUGCUGGUUCAGCAGUUUGGGGUAACGUUUGCUGGGA